Molecule: messenger RNA, 8467 nt
Organism: Portunus trituberculatus (swimming crab)
Lineage: Eukaryota; Metazoa; Arthropoda; Malacostraca; Decapoda; Portunidae
Exons: 15
Coding region: 164-5107 (1647 amino acids)
Biological process (GO): regulation of transcription by RNA polymerase II
Cellular component (GO): nucleus
Molecular function (GO): RNA polymerase II transcription regulatory region sequence-specific DNA binding; DNA-binding transcription factor activity, RNA polymerase II-specific
Source: RefSeq, a predicted model, not a curated record
UGCAGCCAUUCAUUCCUCACCACGCACUGAUGACCUCUUUGGCACGUUUUUCCUCCCCAAAACUGUCAGCUUCUGGACACUGAAGCGUGGCUCCAUAUAUGUGACGUCUAAUCAGCUGGGUGGAGGAGUUGCAAAGGGAGAGCUAGGAAUCGAGGAGAGCAGAAUGGAGGUGACAGAUGUGAACCAGCUGAUGUCCCUGAUUGAGUCAGGGACAGUGUCCAUCAUUUGUGAUUCCUCACAGCUGGAAGACUCAUCAGGUGACAUUGAUAGCUCUGUACUGGCAUCCGAUGAAGCUAGUAAUACUGCAAGCAUUCUUAACCAGAGCCUUGGUGGACCAUUGGUUGUCAGGGAAGAUGAUGAAACCAAAAGAACUGAUACUAUCAACACAUCAUGCUCAGUGCAAGAUGAAUUCCAAGGUCUCAGUCAAGAAGCAAAGGAGAAAAGGCUUGAAAAGUACCAGCCUGAAUGUGGCCAAGAUAAAUCUUCAGCACAGCUUCAGUUGGCAGCAGACCAGUAUUUCAUCCAGAUGAGUGAUGGCCAGAUCAUCCAGGUUCUUGGAACUUUAGAACAGGAUGCUGAGGAAGGGGCCUUACCUGAAGACUCAUUGGAAGAAGGAGUUAGCAAGGAAAUUGCAGGCAGUGUUGAGGACCCAAGGGAUGGUGUCCAGAUCCUGGUGGUGGGCAGCAACAGUGGAGAGGAUAUGUAUCUGAUCAGCACUCCAGAUAAGGAUACAGAGAAUAAUGACUUAGGAACCUCAACUGCAAUUGAGGUGAAGGAUGAAACACUACUGGAGAAUGCUGAGGAAACAACCAUGAUUGAGCCUAACAGUGCCAUGAUGCCAACCCUUCCACCACCCAGUGAAGAAGAGGAUACUCUUAAUCUGAGUGAAGGUGAAGAUAACUGUCAAGGGAACCUACUUCAAGAUUCAGUUCAUGAUGAUGUUAAAUUUGACAACAAACUACAGGAUUCUCUCCAUAUGGAAGGUACCAAGCUCGAAUCUAGACUACAAUCAAGUAAAGGAACAGACAAACUCCCUUAUCUCCCUAUAGGAUCCCAGCUGUGCAACAUGAUUGAUUCACCUUUUCAAAAGAACUAUCACAAGAAAGCUUUAAAGGAUAAACAGACGGUGCCUCUAAAAAUACCCACUAAAACCCUUAAGGAAGGGAGCCUGGUGAAAACAGACAGAGGUGACAUGAUUGCCUAUGAUCUGUCAUCUCUAUCACAGUGUAAAGAAUCAAGUGGACAGAGGUCAAAACUACACACCAUUGCUUCCAUGUUUGGACCUGCAAUGAAAGUAUUGCGGCCGGCAGUAGAGCCCAAGAAUGAAACUCCCCUAAAGUCCACCUGUAAAGAGUUUUCAGUAUUCAGCUGUAAUGAUUGCAGUGCUGUCCUUCACUCAAAGCGUUCACUUGAGAAUCACUGCCGCAAAUACCACAAAGAAUGGGAGGAAGAAUGCUUCAUUUGUGGCAAGAAAUUCCUAAAUGCGCAAUAUGUACGUCUCCACAUUCAAGAUGUACAUAGUAGUGAGAAGUCCUUCCAGUGCCGUAUGUGCCUCUACAAGUGUGAAACCUUGAAAGAUCUCGCCAAGCAUCACAAAUGUCAUAAAGAAUCAACAACUUGUUCUUACUGUGGAAGAAAGUAUAUUACACAGAAGUUAUACAAGAAACACGUGAUAAGCUGCCGGGAGCGAAGAGAAUCCCAGUCUUGUAAAAGUGCUUGGGAGCUGCCUCCUGGUUCUGAUAGCUUGCUGGGAGGGGAAUAUCACCAAAAAGCUUUACCUAGUGAUGAAGGCAGUAACACUGACAUGAAUGAUGGUAAUAUUGGUAUGAUUGAUUCUUCAGACACAUCAUACAUUCGGAAAAAGCUUUCUAAAACUUCUGUAGACCUGAAACCUACGAAGAAAGAUGCUGACUUUAAAUUUGAAUCAAUACAUUAUCAUAAACAGGCUAAAAAGAUGGCACGGGAACAAUUAAGUCAGCCGGUUCAGCGACCAAGCCGAGCUGGGAGAGAAAGAACUCACCGCUGUUACCUAUGUUUCAAAUUAUUCUCAACAGCAGCAGCUCUGGUGUCCCACAAAGAAAAUUAUCAUCUUGUAAAAUCUGAGAGACCAGUGAGAGUGAAAACUGAUGCUGCACUUGAUGAGGGGGAAGAAGACUUUGUUGAUGCUGAUACUAAAAAAGAAGAUACUGUGUCAUUUAAGAAUGGGUCAGAGGAAGUUGUGAUAAAGGAAGAACCCACCGAACUCUCCGAGGGACUUGAAAAUGUCACCAUCGUUGUAGAUGAAUCUGUAAAUUCUCCACAAAUCAUAAAACCUCUUUGUAUUGCAUGUAAAGGCUACACAAACAGAGAUUUUAGAAAACAUUCAAAGUGGUUCAGCCAGAUUCCAGAUGAAUGUCAAUCUGAUAUGCUUCAAAAGUUUCAACAAUUUUUGCCUUGCUCCUUUGAUCCAAGCUCCCUGCUAGAGCCUUGGAUGUUGUGCAAAAAGUGUGUGAUUCUUAUUGACAGAAUUGCAGAUAUGGAAGAAAAACUUAGUUCAAUGAAGAAUGAUUUAUUAUCAAGAGUCAGGGGAAACAGUGAGAUAUGUGGUACUGUGAAGCAAAAUUUGUUGUCUUCAGAAAGUGUCAAUGAAGACAGCCAGACACAGUUAGCUACUGGCUCAGUAAAAGAUCAUAUCAUUGGGAAAAAUUUGUCAGAUAUAGAAGCAUACAUGAAAGACACAUGUGAAAUAAUGGAGAUAACUAAACCACAGAAGAGACCAGGAAGGCCAAAGAAAUAUAUGAGGGAAAAAUUAACUCCAGUUCUUAUGGAAGAUAAGUAUGGAGGAGAGUCUGUGUCUGAUAUUGUCAAGUUUAUCUCUCAUGAUUUGGCCAAAAAGAAACAAGAAAAUACAGAGGUAGAUUUGACAGUAACAAAUAUCCCAGACUCAAAAACUGAAGGUAAAGAAUCUUUAUCAAAAAUAACAUUGCAGUCUGAUGUUACUUUUGAUGAUGUAAAGAUAAAACAAGAACCUAUGCAGUGUGACUCUGAUACUAAUUCAGUUUCCAAGUCUGUGUCAUGGGAGUUUAUCUCAUGUACUAAUCAGAGUAACCAGUUUGGUGAUACUUGUGCAAAGCCAAAACAGAGAGCCCAUACAGAUUCACAUUCCAUCUCAGCUGAAAUGAUUCUCAGGAAUCUUGAGGCUACUAAUGAAACUGACUCUCCAAAUGAAAAUCUUAUACUAAAAGACACUCAAUCUAUUGCUUUCACUGAUUCAAAAUCUCAGAAUUUUCGUGAAACCUAUUCUGAAAAUUUGUCAAGUCCAAGAGAAUCACAUGAUCUUAACAUAAUGGAUGAAGAUAGAUGUGAUGUACCAGAGACAUUAGAUUCUGAACAGCCUUAUGAUAGUAAGAACUCAAUACAAGGUGGUAUGGAGACCAGCAAUAAUGAACUAUCUGAGAAGCUGUCAUCCAUUUCCCCCAUGGAAGAUAAACAGACUGACAGCAUUACUUCAGAAAUGCUAACUACUAAGAUACAGGGAAAGAAAAAAGCUGAACUACAAGAAGAAAGAAAUAAGAUGUGUUACAAGGCAGAGACAACAUUAGGAAAACCAUGGAGAUGCAAAGAGUGCCAUAAAAUGUUCUCCACUCAGCGGGGUGCAUGUGAUCACUAUGCAGCAUCACAUCAGGGGAAAAACUAUGCCUGUGAACAAUGCUCAGUCUCCUAUGUCCGCAAGAGAGAUCUCAUUGGCCACUAUAAUAAGAUGCAUCUAAAUAUCAAGCCAUACAAGUGUAAAUUCAGUGAAUGUCCAAUGAAGUUCAGUUCUCAUGGACAUUUGUAUCGUCAUAUGCAAUCUGUCCAUAAUACCAAGAAAGAUAAGCAUGAGUGUCACAUAUGUGGUGCUUCCUUUGCUGAGAAGCGCUACAGGGAUGCACAUCUUCAUGUCUGCCUCAGUAAGAUCAGUGACAGUGUGCCUCACAAGUGCCCCUUCUGCCACAAAGCAUUUAAAUUGGCAAGAUACUUGCAGCUACACCUGCGAACAGUACAUUGGUUGAAAGAUGAGCAGUUCUUGUGUGAGAUUUGUGAUAAAGUACUAACUGAUAAGAAGAAUGUCAUCAUACAUAUGAAAAGCCACAUGGGAGCAACAAAAGCCAAAUGUAAAGUGUGUGGAAAGGAGUUUAAUCGCAAGUCUUAUUUGUGGACCCACAUGCGAACACACACCAACCAAAGACCAUACAAAUGCAACUACUGCACAAAAGCCUUCACCCAGUAUAGUACAUGGAAAAAUCAUGAGAGAACUCACACAGGUGAAAAGCCAUACAAGUGUUGCAUAUGCUCAGCAAACUUUGCUACAAACUCAUCCCUUUCAAAGCAUGUGCAGUAUAGCCACUACAAUAUCAGGGACUAUGAAUGUGACAUAUGCAAGAAGAAAUUCAUUAGUAAAGCCAAAGUGGAAGAACAUAUAAAGGUUCAUACUGGUGAGAAACCUUUCAAGUGUCAUGUGUGUAAUCGUGCCUUUAACAAGAAGAAUAAUUUGAAGAAUCACAUGUAUGUUCACUCAGCAAACAAGAAGUACAAAUGUGAGAUUUGUGGUGGAGGUUUCAUGAGAAAAUCAACCAUAGAGAACCACAUCCUAGAGCACCACAAGUUUGAAUUUGCCUUAAAUCCUAACAGUGAAGACAAAGAUGCAGACAUGGGAGUUUCUACCUCUCAGUUUAUAUCAAUGAAAGGAGUAGAUGAUGUCCCUACUGAGGACAGCUACAUCAUUGUGUUUGCCAAUGAAGAUGAAGAGCUUGGUGAUUUCAAGGAAAUGCAAGUCACUGUGUUAGCAGAGGACACCAUAUCUAAUCAGACUGGAAUGACAAAAGCAAGUAUAGGUGCACCAUCUGACUGCAGUGAAGCCAUGACAUCAGUGGACUCCAACACUAAUCCUUUAUCAGAAGUGAUUCUUGAAGAUCCAUCUAAUAGAAGCUCAGAUGCUCUGACAACUUUGAUAGCAGAUGGAAUUUCUCCAGCUAUAACAAUACCAGAAGGAAAUAAUGCUAGUGUGAAUCAAGUAAUGGAGAUUGAUGAUAAUUCUUUCAGACUUGUAGCAGCAGCAGAUACUACAGCUCCUUUGUACUCUGAAUGAUUUGUGUAUGUGUGUGUGUGUGUGUGUGUGUGUGUGUGUGUGUGUGUGUGUGUGUGUGUGUGUGUGUGUGUGUGUGUGUGUGUGCACGUGCGCAUAUGUUCAGAAACUCAUUCCAGUAGUCACAUUAUAAAGGAAAUAUAUUAAUUAUUUAUUGUUUCAGUAAUUUUUUUCUGCCUUUAAGAGUAUUAUCAUGUUCAUAAUCUUCACCAUCAUCUUACCUCUUUCCCAUUCUCCUCCUCCUUAGUGACAUUGCUGCCACUAGUGAAGGAUCCAUAGAAUAAGAUGGAAGAUGUGAUAUGUUUUCCCAGAAGUUGCAGAGUUAUGCUAGGCUCACACCACAGCUUUUUUUUUAACUAUAACAUCCCCGAUGGUCGUAGGAGUGCCUGACUCCGGCAGCAAUGACGUCAUUUUAAUGGUUUUCGGCCUGUUGUAAGAUGUCGUAAGUCAAAUCGUACGUUCGAUAUUGUAUGAUGUUGUAAGAUGUUCUUGUUGUCACAUAACAUCGUAGAGGCAUUACAACAAUCGAGCGCUGCAUUCAACUGUUAGGAAAAGAGUCAUGACAAGCAAAGCCAUUUCAUCGGGCACACAAUGACGUGCGAUGACGUUAUAGAGAUACGCUGUCGUUUGUGCUGCUAAUGACAUUGUUCAACAUUGAAUGUCAAAAAUUGUUAAAAUACUGAGUUGCAACUGGUCUUUGAACAUAUGUUUGGCAGUAAUGAACAAACAUGUUGUCACUAGAAUCGUCAUGACCAGUGUGACUGCUCUUUUGUUAUCACCAGUUUAAAAAAAAUUUGCCCCAAUUCACACCAUGCUCUCAAGAUGGUUUACCCACCAAAGACAAUGGGAGAGAGGAAGGGCAUGAUGGGUAUGAUGUUCCAUUGUCAUUGCAAGAUCUCUUUGGGACAUCCGUGGACAUCGCAGGCCCAAUGGACAUGAGUAUGGAAGGGCUGCCUCCGAGACCAGGAGUGAACUUCCACCUUUAGACCCCCAUGUAGGUGGAUGUAUUUCCUAUGCCACAAGAAGGCCAGCAGGAGCAACUGGAGGAGCAGCAUCAGCACCCUCAGCAACAUCAAGACAAGGAUAUGGCGACGGAGGAUGUGGACGCCCCGUGGCAUGGCAGUGAGGAGUCCGAGUAUGAUGAGGGAAUGUGGCGCGCCAGCAGCGUGACCUCGUCAACCUUCACUGCUGGACAGAGGGGGAGCUUGUAGAGUCUCCCUGCAUCUCUUCCCAGCUCCUCCCCCCAUCCCCCACUUCCCUCUUCCUGUACCCUAGUGAAUGAACAGCGAGAGAACAGCUGAUGCACCGCCCAGCUGUUUGCCUUGAGUUGCCAAGUGGCAUAUUUCUGUAAGGAGUGUUCAGCAGAGGUUCAGAGUGGCAGCAUUGGUGGUGGUGGCAAAAGGCUUUCAUUAACGUACUUGAAAUAAAUAAACCACAGGUAGUGUAAAUAUACACCAUUCUUUGAGAGAGAGAGAACUCAACGUGAAACAAGCUUUAUUAGUGGUAUUAUCAUGAUCAUCCAGUAUUCACAAAGCCCUCUGAAGUAUGGAGUCUCCAUCCUCAAGAUGUCCCUAGUGAGAUGUGGCUUCGUGUCAGCGAGGACAGGGAUGUACUUUAGGAGGUGUGUAGAUGUUGAUGCUUUGACAUGGGAAAAUGCUUUGGACCCCUAUAUAUAUAUAUAUACCUCCAGAGGCUUAUCCUGGCCCUGCCCUUGUGUCAUCAAGUGAAUAUAGGUCGUCACUGCAUGUUUCUCAUAUGUACCUAUUUCAACAUUGUUUGACAUCGUCUGACAUCAUUUGACAUUGUUCGACAUCGUUAGCAUAGCAUACGUUGUUGCAAUCCAAUAAAAUUUGGAAGUUCUAGUUUUAAUUUUCUUUGGUACAUUAUAUGUCAUCGUUAUAGGUGUCGUACAAGGCAUACGCAUCAUCGUACAUCUAGGAUCCGAUGUCGUACGUCCUUCGUUUUGCAUGUCCUUCAUGCACUGAAAUGCUCCCAAUCGUUAUGACAGUUGUAUGCAAUUGUAGAAAACUGACCUGUACGACUGUCAGGGGUGUCGUAGUAAAAAAAAAGCUGUAGUGUGACCCUAGCAUUAUUGCUGCUCAGGAAGUAGGAAUACAUCUCUUUCUACUACUCCUUCCUUUCUCUCUACCUCACAAUCUCCUUGUUUCACCUCACACAUUAUUCAACAUUUCAUGUUAUCACCCAGUAUAAACUUCUACAUAAGCUAUAGCACUUGUUCUAUUGUAUCCACAUCAUUCAUAAUUCCUCUUAAUCCCUCCAUCCAUCACAUAAAUGUUAUCCACUAAUUUCAUGGGAAUUGGAUGUAUUUAUUAUGGGAUCAUGGUGUUCAAUUUGUUGUAUGUAAAGUUUGGUGAGAAUGUGCUGCUGUAAAAUACAGUGGAAUCUUGGCUACCAAAUCAUUUUUUAUCAAAGUUUUGAAUUCAUAAUUGCUUUGAUCUUUGUAACAUAAUUCAGUUCUUGAACGAAUAUACUUGAUUUCAAAUACUAAAAGACAUAGCAAAAGUUUGCCCUCUAUUAUUAAUUUAUAGUUUAUAUGAAUAUUUCUUUUGUUUUUUAUGUAUUUGGAGGGAAUAGACAGUGAAUGAGACAGUAAUUAAAUUUAUAACAGGUAAAUGUGAUCCUCUUGGAAGAUUCUUUGUGUAAACACUCAGGAGCAAUCCCAAACCACCAGUGGAUCUCUUGAUGACCCACAUUGCCAUCACUACUUAAACUGCAUUUUCCAAGUAGCCAUUCCCAGCAGAAAGAUGUCUAAGUGUUAUGACUGCAUUCAUUUUGGUAGAGAGUGGAUUGCUUCCAUCUCUGUUAUUUCAAGCCAUUCCUCUUUAGAUUGAUGAUAUAGAGAAUACCUGCACAGUCUAAAUAAUAUCUUCUGAUGAGUUCCAUAUCACUAAGUUAAUUCAGUACAUCUUUCUGGAUAAAUAAUUUUUGAGCUGGACAUGUUAGACAGUUGCCAUCUUAGCACUGGGAGUGUCUCUCAUAAGUUGCCAAGACAAGUGGACAAGUGACCAAGAAUGGAUUAAUCCGUUUGACAUUAAUUCUUCUGGAGAAAAUAGUUAUGGUUUCCAAACAUUUCAGAUUUUAAAUGGCAAUCAGGAGCAAGUUAAGUUUGAGAACCACUGUAUUAUGUUAAAUCUUUGAUUAGUUGAUUGUAAAGACAAAAAAUUUGUGUUGUGUGAUGAGGCUUGUGGUAUUGCUGUAUGUUAUUGUAUCAGUCCAUUGAUUAACAGAAGUUCAUGUAUGAGGCAGCGUGUAAGAUAUGGAAAUAAUGUUUGUACAUCACAUUGAAACCGGAAACGUCAUGUAAAUGUUACCUACUUAUUACAUUUUUAUUGAGGAAAUCUA